Molecule: messenger RNA, 2909 nt
Organism: Sabethes cyaneus
Lineage: Eukaryota; Metazoa; Arthropoda; Insecta; Diptera; Culicidae
Product: riboflavin transporter 2
Exons: 5
Coding region: 866-2479 (537 amino acids)
Biological process (GO): riboflavin transport
Cellular component (GO): plasma membrane
Molecular function (GO): riboflavin transmembrane transporter activity
Source: RefSeq, a predicted model, not a curated record
UCAGCUCGCUCGUCGACGGAAAGGAAUUAGAAGGCCGGCGCAGAAGAGGCACGUAUUUAUUUACCAGCAAACGAAAGGAUUGCGGUACGUCAGUUGAACAAUAUUUCCUUGAACAAAACGUUAGGUUCGAUUAGUUUCAAUCAACGGACGAUAGUAAUGUAGGUAGUCCGGUUCGUGCCGUGAAUCAAACGCAAACCGGUCAAUUGGUACCGAAAAUAGAUGAAUCGAGCGCUCAUAUGCGAACCUUUAGUUAGUAGAGCAACUACAACGUCAAGGUCUGCCACCGAAUCCACAAAAGAACAACCAACCAGCUGUGAAGAAUUAAUUUCCAACCAGCUCUACCGAGCAGUGUGACUUGUGUAACAAGCUUGCCGGAUUGAUUAAAAUAUAACAUGCACUAUAGGAAAAUGUGACGUACAGGCUGUUAUCAGCUUCAGAUUGAUUAGGUGCAGUUAGUUGAGUUAACGUGUCUACAAUAAAUAUAUGGGAAAGAAAAAAGUCAGUCUAAAAAACACUGUCGAUGGAAGUCUAAUGAUGUAACUUUUCCUGACACACUGUGAAUGAAUGCGUAACAGUUUGUGCAUCAGAACACACGUUCUUGCAUCAUUAUCUAUUAGGGGAAAUCCAUUGUGAGGGAUUAAAAAAGACACUGGUGCAUCAAUAGCGGAAGCAAACUUUGAGUGAAUCGAACUGUUAUCAAUCAAUCAGCACGAUUAUACGGAAAGCGUAGAAUUCAAAUCACCCAUUUCGCGAAACUAAUCUCUACCGAAGAUAGUCAUCUCAAUGCCGGCGCAGAAAUAGAAAACAAUCAUCCACCCGUAAACAGAGGCGAUAGUAAAAGUUCGUACAUCAUCAUCAGUAUAGUAUGGUGAGGAAUAAGUCACCGCAGGCGACGGCAGCCACUGAGAGAACCGCAGGAGUUUCCGCCAGCAGUGCCGGUGGUUACGAUAGGAUUCCCUCCGGUAACGACGUGCCGUCGUCAGUUGAAACACGGCACCCGCGAGGUGCAGCUGAUCCAACGAGCAGCAGCUCGAGUACCGCAGCCGUCACCACAACCGCUGCUGCAGACAGCGACGUUCUAAUUGCCAAUCCAUCGUCGUCGGUGCUGACCGAAAGUUACUACCUGUUGCGAAAGCCGACCGCCAUGAAGCACAAGUUGGGAGGAAUUCGGGACACGUUCCGGAACCGCAGCGUUCUGGUGGACGUGCUGGCGAUUCUGUUUGGGAUCAGUGCCUGGAUCGGGGUGAAUUCGAGCUUCGUGCAGCUACCGCUGCUGGUUAGUAGCGCACCGGAGGGAUGGAACCUCCCGUCGUAUAUGGUGAUUAUGACCCAAAUUGGGAACCUGGGACCGCUGCUGUAUACCGCGGUGCAAAAGUGGAAAGUUGCCCGGGAUUCGUUCAUCAUCUACGGGCUGCUGGUGCUCGGGUGCGUGGGUUCGAUCUGUAUGGCGUUUCUUUAUCAGAGUACGGCCUAUGUGUUCGGUGCCGAGCGGUCUGUUGCUAUGCUGGCGUGCGUUUUUGCGCUCGCACUGGUUGGCUGUACGAGUUCGGUGCUGUUUAUGCCCUAUAUGGGACGCUUUCGGGAUGUCUAUCUGAUAACCUACUUAAUCGGGGAAGGGCUUAGUGGAUUCGUACCGAGUAUUGUAGCGUUGAUUCAAGGAGUGGGGGGGAAUGCGGAGUGCAUUCCGCACAAUUCCACCGAUCCGGAUGCACCGGACUUUAUUAGCUACACACCACCGCCGCGGUUUGGUUCAAUGGAAUAUUUUAUCUUUGUGUUUGUGGUCUUCAUCGUGAGUACGGUGGCGUUCACCGUUCUGGACAACCACAAACGCUGCCGGCAGGAGUACGCGGCCGUUGUGAUCAGUCACGGAAAUGACUACACCUACGAAAGUGGCCACCAACCGUCGUCGGAAACCGCGUCGUCGAACGACGACAAGUCGUCGAACGUGAAGCUCGAAAAAAGCAAAAUUCUCUCGAAUCGCAACUAUGCCUAUCUGAUGGUGCUGCUGGGCGUUUUGUGCACCUUCGGGAACGGUAUUUUCCCGAGCGUUCAGUCGUAUUCUUGCCUGCCGUACGGGAACGUAGCCUACCAUCUGACGGUUACGCUGAGCACCAUGGCCAAUCCGGUGGCGUGUUUUAUGGCACUGUUCCUGCCGCACACCUCGAUACGUGCCAUAACGUCCAUUUCACUGCUGGCGGGCCUUUUUACGGUGUACGCUCUGGCAACGGCUUUCAUGAGCCCCACGCCACCGUUUGUGGGUUACGUAUCCGGUGAAAUCCUAGUGAUUCUCACCUGGACCAUUCUGAUCGGGUUGGUCAGCUACGUUCGGCUUUCGAUCACGACGGUUUUCCGCUACCAGGGUGGCCGGUCGCUCGUUUGGGUCGGAGCCGUUACGCAGAUCGGUUCGCUGCUCGGAUCGGUUCUAUCCUUUUCGCUGGUUAACUUUACCGAUAUGUUUCAACAGUACUAUCCAUGCUGAAUGGAUUCGUGGGAAGUGAAUUUAUUACCGUUUGUUGACUGAUUCAGGGUUUUUUGAUGAACAAAUAGGAUUUUUUUCAUGUAAUUGUAACGUUACUUAUUAGGUAGGACGAGCCUUAACAGACAACUGCAUUUAGAGCUUUAUUAGGGUUUUCAAAUUCUGUUUCUAAUUUAUGGUUUUUGUUUUUCUCGUGGAAUUUCUACUAAUUAAAAAAAACAAGCACGGCAUGUUCGGCAUAGUGAGGACAAAUAUUUUGCUCAUUUGUGCAGCUAUUAGGUUAAAACGAAAAACUUCCACUGUAAUUUUUAAUCGCUAGAUUGCACCCGUUUCGUUACGUUAUAGGUAAAUUAUUGUGUGUAGCUUUGUGAGCUCCUCUUUAGCCUUUAGACACAGUCAAACUUGUGUUGUCAUCUCAAUUCAUUUAAAUAUA